Molecule: messenger RNA, 1323 nt
Organism: Salpingoeca rosetta
Lineage: Eukaryota; Choanoflagellata; Craspedida; Salpingoecidae
Exons: 8
Coding region: 1-1323 (440 amino acids)
Source: RefSeq, a predicted model, not a curated record
AUGCGCUGGAAAGCUGGCACCCUCCCUUUCCUGGCUGGGGCGACGAUCGUGGCCGUCGUGUCGCUGUUCUCGUGGCCCGCAGCUGCCCAAGCACUCUCAUUGACCUUCUACGACUCACCGACGACAUGGCCAGAGGCAGAAUGCUUCUGCAAGGAGCAAGGCGGUCACCUGGCAAGCAUCUCCUCUCCUGACGACAUUGCCGCUAUCGCUGCUGUCGCACCGACUGGCCGUUUCUGGAUCGGUGGGCACGAGGUGUCGCUGUCGGCAGACCUGACUGGAUCCCCUCGCUCUUUCGCCUGGACAGACCAAGUCGCCUUCAACGCUUCCAUCAUUCCAUGGGGCAUGGAUCAGCCAGACAAUGCAGCCGGCACGGUACAUGAGCGCGGCAUCUCUGCCCAACUGCAGUCCGGCGUGCAGCUUGCGGCAUUUGACGACGACACCACGCUGCACCUUCCCUUUCACGAGUACAAGCACCAGCACAACCAGCAGCACCAGUACAAGCACGAGUACGUCUACGUCCACUUCAACCUCGACCUCCACAAGCACCAGCACAAGCACCAGCACGAGUACAUCCACUUCAACCUCGACCUCCACAAGCACGAGUACGUCUACGUCCACGUCGACCUCCACCUCUACGUCGAUGUCCACAACCAGCAGCACCAGCACAAGCACAAGCACGACAGCACCAGCACCUCGACCUCGACCUCCACGUCAUCAUCGCAUGAGCCGUGCCUCACCAGUGUUGAUGCAGAUAUCGUCCUUGUCUUGGACUCCUCCAUCGCCAUUGGCAGCGACGGCUGGCAAGACCUACAGCAGUUUGCUCGCCGAUAUGUUGAGAACAUCGACAUUGCCCUCGACCGAAUGAGGGUGGCCAUGGUGUCGUUCUCAGACACGUCCACGACUGUGUUUGACUUUGACGACCACGGCGACGUGGGCAGCAUGAAGGCAGCCAUCACCGCUGCGCCCUACCACAACAGCGGGCCCAGUGCCGUUGCAUCUGCCCUUCAAGCCAUCAUCCCGUCCCUGCUUGAGAAUCCCGCUGCAGGGCGGCGCCUCUCCGUCCCCUCUGUUGUCAUCGUCGUCACAACAGAGACCAGCGAGCCAGAAGCACUGCUGCAGUCGACAGCAGCAAGCGUGGCGGGCACGGGCGCGCAGGUGUACGUGAUUGGCGUUGGCGCCUUUGAUCCAUUGCGCAACACGGUGGAUGAUCUGUCCACUUUGAAUGCUUGGGCGCGCGAGUUUGCCACCACAGAGCCUGUGGCUCGCUGGUCCACAGCAACACUGGCCGUCAUCCAGACCGUGUGCGACCGCUUCGACGGCUGA